This is a messenger RNA of Charadrius vociferus (killdeer), 3108 nucleotides long. RefSeq names its product phosphatidylinositol glycan anchor biosynthesis, class O (gene PIGO). The record is from RefSeq and is a predicted model, not a curated record. Gene Ontology annotation, biological process: GPI anchor biosynthetic process. NCBI's taxonomy places the organism in Eukaryota, Metazoa, Chordata, Aves, Charadriiformes, Charadriidae. Gene Ontology annotation, cellular component: endoplasmic reticulum membrane. Gene Ontology annotation, molecular function: mannose-ethanolamine phosphotransferase activity.
AUGCAGCGGUGGCCAGUGCUGCUCUUCCUGGCCUGGGUCUGCUUUCUCUUUUUCGCUGGUAUCGGGCUUUUCAUGAGCGGCUUCCUGCUCACCCGGAUUGAGCUUGCCAGCAGCAGUUCUUGCUCAGACCCGCUGGUGCCACCACCCUGGGAGAGGCAGAGCCUCCCGCCGGGCUCCUGUUGGGCACCCCAGCGCUUUUCCAAGGCCGUGCUCGUCAUCAUUGAUGCCCUCCGUUUUGAGUUUGCCCGCUUUAACCCAGCCAAGGCCAGCCCGCUGCCCUAUGAGAACAAACUGAGUUUCCUGCACCACCUCGCAACCUCCCAGCCCCGCCAUGCCCGUCUCUACCGCUUCCGAGCUGAUCCCCCCACCGCCACCAUGCAGCGCAUCAAGGGCCUCACCACCGGCCACCCCCCCUCGCUCCCCACUUCCAUCGACGUGGGCAGCAACUUUGCCACCUAUGCCAUCCAGGAGGACAACCUGCUGGCGCAGCUGGUGCAGAAUGGAAGGAGAGUGGUCUUCAUGGGUGAUGACACUUGGGAAGGACUCUUCCCGAAGAAGUUUUUCCGCUCGUAUUUCUUCCCGUCUUUUAACGUGAAGGAUCUUCACACUGUGGAUGAUGGGAUCCUGCAGCAUCUCUAUCCAACUGUUGACAGCGGUGAAUGGGAUGUGCUGAUUGCUCACUUCCUCGGCGUGGACCACUGUGGGCACAAACACGGACCUGACCAUCCUGAAAUGGCUAAGAAGCUCACCCAGAUGAAUGAGAUGCUCAGGUCCUUGGUGGAUCACCUGGGGAAUGACACCCUUCUUCUGGUGGCUGGAGACCAUGGCAUGACAGAGACUGGAGACCAUGGUGGCGACAGCGAGAAGGAAGUGAAUGCAGCUCUGUUUGUGUACAGCAAAACACCCCUCUUUGGCACUGGCCCUCCAGAGGAGCCUGAGGCCGUUCCCCAGGUGAACCUGGUGCCCACUGUGGCCCUGCUGCUGGGUGUGCCCAUCCCCUACAGUAACAUUGGGGAGGUGAUGGCGGAGCUCUUCUCCGGGGACGGCGACGCUGUGUCUGCAGCCUUGCAGCAGCUCUCAGUCUAUCACAUCAACGCCAAGCAGGUGGACCGCUUCCUGCACUCAUAUUCGCUGGUGGCUCAGGACCUGCCAGCAGAGCAGCUCCAGCGUCUGCAGGAGCUCUUCUCCGGUGCCGUGGAGGAGCACACUCAGCUCUUGGCCCAGGUGCAGGGAGCAGCGCUGGUGCCUCCGGAGCUGGAGUCCAGACUGGGAAGCCUCAUCAGUCGCUUCCAGCAGUACCUGCGGGAGGCACGGGCUGUGUGUACCCAGUCCUGGGCCCGCUUCCAUCCCCUGCGUAUGGUGGGGGGCUGCAUACUCAUUGCUGCUUCCUGCUUGCUCUGCUACAUGGCCUCAGAGCUGGCAACAGCUUCGGACUCUUUCUAUCGCAGCUGCCUCCUGUACCCACUGCUCUGGGGCCUUCUGGUGGCUGGUCUGCUUGGGCUGGCCCAUGUGUUCACCCAGGAGGGGCUGGAUCUCCUCCUGGUGUCAUCCUGGGCAGCUGCAGCUUCUCAGCUGGGGUUUUUCUGGCACUGGUGGGGCCAGCAUCCCAAGCGAGCCCCACUGGUGAUGUUGCUAGUAGGGAAGCUCCACUGGGACGGUCGUCUGACUGUGCCAGAAGGCCCCAAGCAGCAGCUCCUUGGCUUUUCUUCUUACAGAAGAGAGAUCUGGUACCUGCUGUGCCUUGUGGCCAUGCUCCUGGUCUGUGUGCGCCUCUCCGGUUUCUUCCACCAGUGCCGCGAAGAAAUCCCUCAGUGCCGGCCCUCUCUUUUUCUCUCCCCGCUUGCCAGCCUGAGAAACGCACGGGCCAAGAAUCUCUUCUACCUCCUGUGCGUGGCCUUGCUGGCUGGGCUGGUCUAUGCGGUGCGGAGCUGGCUGCGACACUACGGCAACCUGAACAGCUCGGACCCUCUCGUGCUCUUUGUGCGGUGGGGCUUCCCACUGGUGGUCCUCUGCAUUGCCUGCUACUGGGCUGUUGCCUCCAGCGCUGAUGACUCUCUUGGCAAGCUGCAGGAGCUGGUGCAGGUGGCAGUCGUUGCCUUUCCAUGGGCUGUGUAUGGACUAGCGUCCAUGGGGCUGCUGCUCCUGCUCUGCAACCCCAUGACGGUGUUCGCAAAGGACACGCGGGAGUCAGCAGGAUCCAUUGUCACUCCCUACCUGGGAGUUCCCAGCUCUGAAGUCGACUUCCUCCACGUCAUCCCUCAGAUCUACAAGAGGAUGCAGGAGUCUCAGAAGAGCCGCCUGGAGCGGGGCAGCUGCAAGGCCACCGUUGCAGCAUAUGGGCUGGGCAGUGUAUACUCAGCAGCCCUGAUCAUAGCACUCACCCUGCUGGGCUUCCUCUUGAUGCUUCUGCACAGUGAACGGCUGAGUCUCGCCUUUCUUCUCCUCUUCCUGGAGGCCUUCGUCCUGCUGCACAUCCACACACGUGCCAGAGGCCUUGCUGGAGAUGCUGAGCCUUUUUCGGUGCCCUGGUAUGCAGUCAUCUCCUGGCUCCUUGCUGCUUCCCAGUUCUUCUAUUCCACAGGCCACCAGCCCAUCUUCCCGGCCAUCCACUGGAAUGCAGCCUUUGUGGGCUUCCACCUUGACCACAGCACGAACCUCCUGCCUGCUGUCCUGGUGGGCGCCAACACCUUUGCCUCCCAUAUCCUCUUUGCAGUUGGCUGCCCUCUGCUCCUGCUUUGGCCCUUUGUGUGUGAGAUGCCCAGCUCGCAGAAGAGGAAGCCCAAGAAGGAGCCCCGGGAGGAGCUGCAGGAGGUGGAGGAGCACAUGAUGGAGAUGAGGCUGCGGGAGUCCCCGGAGAAGUUCUCCACUGCUCUGCUGCAGCUGGGGCUGAAGUACCUCUUUGUCCUCGGGACACAGCUUCUGGCCUGUGUUUGUGCAGCUAUGAUCCUCAGGAGACACCUCAUGGUCUGGAAGGUCUUUGCCCCAAAGUUCCUCUUUGAGUCACUGGGCUUUGUGGUGAGCAGCAUCUGCCUCCUGUUGGGGAUCUCCCUGGUGAUGCGUGUGGACUGUGCCGUCAGCACCUGGUUCAGCCACCUUCAGCUCAGGUAG